This is a messenger RNA of Arabidopsis arenosa, 854 nucleotides long. The record is from the annotation of a GenBank genome assembly. NCBI's taxonomy places the organism in Eukaryota, Viridiplantae, Streptophyta, Magnoliopsida, Brassicales, Brassicaceae.
GUUUAGAAAGAAACUGAUAGUAGAAGAAAAAAGAGAGAAGAAAAAUGGUGUUGACGAUCUAUGCGCCUUUAUUCGCUUCUUCGAAGAGAGCCGUGGUAACGUUGGUGGAGAAGGGAGUAUCAUUCGAGACCGUCAAUGUCGAUCUCAUGAAAGGAGAACAGAGACAGCCUGAGUAUCUCGCGAUUCAGCCUUUUGGUAAAAUCCCAGUGCUCGUCGAUGGAGACUACAAAAUCUUCGAGUCGCGUGCGAUCAUGAGGUAUAUAGCAGAGAAGUAUAGAUCACAAGGACCUGAUCUUUUGGGGAAGACAAUUGAAGAGAGAGGACAAGUAGAGCAAUGGCUUGACGUUGAGGCUACUAGCUAUCACCCACCACUAUUGGCUUUAACGCUCAACAUUGUCUUUGCACCACUCAUGGGUUUUCCUGCUGAUGAGAAAGUUAUUAAGGAGAGUGAAGAGAAGCUUGGAGAAGUGCUUGAUGUCUAUGAAGCUCAGCUUUCAAAGAAUGAAUACUUGGCUGGUGAUUUUGUGAGUCUAGCUGAUUUAGCUCACCUUCCGUUCACUGAGUAUCUCGUUGGUCCUAUUGGGAAGGCUCAUUUGAUCAAAGAUAGGAAGCAUGUUAGCGCGUGGUGGGAUAAGAUUAGUAGCCGUGCUGCGUGGAAGGAGGUUUCCGCAAAGUACUCACUACCUGUUUAAACAAGGAGAUGUUGACUUGGGGUUUGUGUCUUGUGAGGGAGUCCGUUUCGGGUCGAUUGUCUCUUUGUUUCAAUAAGUAACGGAACUCUGCCUCAUUUGUUAUCUCUGGUUUCUUGUAUUUUGUAACCCUUUCAAGCUUUUCAAUAAGAGUUUAAAAUCAGA